AAGAUUUUGAAUGAGAUUGAAGACGAAUGCAGAAACAUCUAUAUUGGUAAAAUCGAAAAGGUUAAAGAGGAGAGGAGUCGGCUAAGACAAGACAUUGUUGACUCAGAAGCAAGAGUUAUUGCUAUAUGUUCUGUAAUGGAAGAGCCAUCAGGUCCUGGAAGACAACAACAAUCUGAUCAAUGUGGAAGAAGUUUGAAAGAAGAGUUAGGAAAGAUUCUUCUAAAACUUGAAGAUAUGGAAAAGAGAAAAUCAGAGAGGAAGAAUCAGUUUAUUCAAGUUAUUGAAGAUAUAAAAUGUAUAAGAGAUGAGAUUAAUGGUGAAUCUGAUGAGACUUGUUCAUCUGAUUUUUCGGUUGAUGAAUCCGAUUUAUCUCUUAGAAAGCUUGAAGAGGUACAUAGAGAGCUUUACACACUUCAAGAACAGAAGGUUUCCUAAACUUAACUAAUUACUUCUUUUUUUACUUUAAUUUAAUUUCUUGAUCAAGAGGUUAAUAUUUUGAGGUGUUUUUUUUUGGCUCAGAGGAACCGGAUGAAACAGAUUCAAGAUCAUCUAAGAACUCUGGAAUCGCUUUGUUCGGUUCUUGGUUUGAAUUUUCGAGAAACUGUUACCAAGAUUCACCCAAGUUUAGUAGAAUCUGAAGGGUCAAGAAGUAUAAGUAAUACAACACUUGACAAGUUAGCUUCAUCAGUAAACCAGUGGCAUGAGACAAAGAUACAGAGAAUGCAAGAAGUCAGUUUAAUGUUUACAAACUUUUUUUUUAGUAUCUUACAACUUUGCUCUUUGUUCUUUACAUAUAAUCCAUUUUAUUGAUUGCAGCUUCAAGAUCUUGUGAUCACAAUGCUUGAGUUUUGGAAUUUAUUGGAUACACCAGCAGAAGAACAACAAAAGUUCAUGAGUUUUUCAUGUAAUAUAGCUGCUACUGUUUCUGAAAUAACCAAACCUAAUAGCCUUUCCACAGAUUUGCUUGAAGAGGUUAAAGCCGAGGUUAGUCGGUUAGAGGAGUUAAAAUGGAGCAAAAUGAAAGAACUUGUUUUAAAGAAGAGGUCAGAGCUUGAAGAGAUAUGCAAAAGAACACACAUUGUUAUUGAAGAGCAAGAUAUUGCGGUGGAGAAUGUAAUUAAAGCCAUUGAAUCAGGAGAAGUGAACCCUGAAAAUAUACUAGAACAUAUCGAGUAUCGAGCUGGGAAAGUGAAAGAGGAAGCUUUAAGCAGAAAAGAGAUUCUUGAAAAAGCUGAAAAAUGGUUGAAUGCUUGUGAGGAAGAGACUUGGCUUGAAGAGUAUAAUCAGGUUUGUCUCUUUUAUAAUCAUCCAUGGUCUUUCACCUUUUGUGGUUAGUUAUGGAUUUUUAUGAUUUGUAUAGGAUGAAAACCGGUACAAUGCUGGAAAAGGAUCUCACUUAAUCCUCAAACGUGCAGAGAAAGCUAGAGUACUCGUUAAUAAACUUUCAGGUUUCAUAUAGAUGAUACCAAGAAAGUUUUCAGAUUGUUAUCUUUGUGAGUCUUUUUG
Messenger RNA from Brassica napus (rape), 1506 nucleotides. Its product is annotated as 65-kDa microtubule-associated protein 9-like. Gene Ontology annotation, cellular component: cytoplasm; spindle. Gene Ontology annotation, biological process: microtubule cytoskeleton organization. The transcript has 2 exons. Bases 838 to 1335 code for a protein of 165 amino acids. Lineage: Eukaryota; Viridiplantae; Streptophyta; Magnoliopsida; Brassicales; Brassicaceae. The record is from RefSeq and is a predicted model, not a curated record. Gene Ontology annotation, molecular function: microtubule binding.